UCUGAUUCUACAUGCGUUUGAAUAACUUAAAUGUAUUGCAUCAACUAAAAUACAUAUUAUUUUCAUUAUCAAUAUCUGACAAAAGUGUUCUAACAACAUUAACUAUGGAACAUUAUGUUUUACAUCUCAACGACGAAAUUCUACCAAAGUGAUUUAACAGUGUUAUUUAUACUAUUUUGUUUUUUUAGAAGAGCCUUAAAAUAACUCCUGGGUCCCACAUGAAUGCUGUACCGUGUAUGAGUAGCCCAUCAAAAUACGCUAAACAAGAAUAUUUACUACUUGAUACACCAAUGAUUUAAAGGGAAACAAAUGAUUACAUUGGUUUGUCGACAGUAUGUAGUUAAUCGCACAACAGCAGAAGCUUCACCACUACCAUUUAUUUGCGGUUUUCUAUCUUCUGGUUUAUGGCUUUUAUAUGGGAUAUGUAAGCCUGAUAGUAAAAUAAUAAUAGUUAAUGUUGUUGGUGUUUUGCUGAUGCUAUCAUACAGUAUAGUAUUCUAUGUUUACACUUUUAAAAAGUCAUCAGUAUUAAAACAGUCUCUAGUCGCAAUAAUAUUAUAUCUAGUAAUGGUUGUUUAUAUGUCUACUGAAAUUGACAAUGAAAUUCUACUGGUUAGAUUAGGUUAUUCUGCUUGCCUCUUAACAUUGUUAACUAUAAGUGCACCAAUGAGCAAGUUAUUCUAUGUCAUUAGAACAAAAUGCACUGAUUGCCUUCCAUUCCCAAUGAUUUUUAUGUCAUUUAUUGUGUCCAGUCUAUGGUUUAUCUAUGGUUGUAUAGUACAAGAUGUAUUUUUAUCGAUUCCCAACUUCAUUGGUGCUUCUUUGGCUGUGGCACAGUUGUCACUAUUUGUCGUCUACCCGAGUGUGCCACAAACACCUCUGUUAUUAAAGAUGACAGAGGCAUAAAGACAAUACAAAUGUUUAGUUGAAUAUAUUUAAUUUACUUUUAUUUUAUUUUUCAAUACAUGUUUGUAGAAAUUGUAAAUUAUUUGAAAAAAAUAUAUUAAGUUUAAAAUAAUUGCAAUUCUAAUUGCCAUUAGUAUUAUCAUGUACAAAGUUAUGCUGUCUCCCGUUUCAGUUAUAUAGGUUAAUUAAAAAUAAAUGAUUUAAAUACAAAUAAAAGUUAGCAAAAGAUUAUAUAUUGUAUAUUGAAAUUUGUAGGAACCUCUUUAUUUAUUAAUGUGAAAUUUGAUAUUAAUAAAAUAGAUGUAAGGAAGAUGACAUUUAA
This is a messenger RNA of Danaus plexippus (monarch butterfly), 1228 nucleotides long. It is a transcript of the gene slv, whose product is annotated as sugar transporter SWEET1. Lineage: Eukaryota; Metazoa; Arthropoda; Insecta; Lepidoptera; Nymphalidae. Gene Ontology annotation, cellular component: membrane. The transcript is spliced from 5 exons. The coding region runs from base 310 to 906 and encodes 198 amino acids. Gene Ontology annotation, biological process: carbohydrate transport. Gene Ontology annotation, molecular function: sugar transmembrane transporter activity. The record is from RefSeq and is a predicted model, not a curated record.